Molecule: messenger RNA, 1662 nt
Organism: Strongylocentrotus purpuratus (purple sea urchin)
Lineage: Eukaryota; Metazoa; Echinodermata; Echinoidea; Camarodonta; Strongylocentrotidae
Exons: 1
Coding region: 1-1662 (553 amino acids)
Molecular function (GO): zinc ion binding
Source: RefSeq, a predicted model, not a curated record
AUGGCGUCAAGUUUUCCUCUAGAAAACCGAGCUCAAAUGAGAGCAAGAAAAGGUCAUGACAUGAAGUGGUCAUGUGACAAGCACGCUGAGCCAAUCGCAUUUUACUGUAGAAAGCACGAUACUCCUAUUUGUCACCGAUGUGCGACCAAAGAUCACGGCCAGAAACCAUGUGAGCUAGACGACAUUGAAGACGUCAUCUUGGAUAGGAUGAGAGGACUGGAUAUUAAACAACAAGAAAUAGAGGAAACGAAAAAACUCCUUAAAAUGCUUGACUCUAAAAUAGAGUCAAGUGCGACCUCUGCAAUAAACCAUCUUCAGAAAGUCAACGAUGAGGUUCAGUGCACAUACGAAGACAAAUCAAAGAGUGUGAAGGACAACGAGGAGAAGAAGAUUCGACUGAUCAACGAGGAGGCGGAUGAGGAAAAUCGUAUUAUCAACGAAAAGAGGGACAGACGGAUCAAAGCAUGCAAUGCUGAGAUAGAAAAGCAGCAACUAAUCAUCAAUGAAAACCAAGCAAAAUUUAUCUCAGAGACAAAGGCAAUUAACGAAGUGGUUUCAAAACAGAUAAACGUUCAUAAAAUUAAGAAUCAGCACGCAAUCAGCACAUUGGAUAAUAUUGACGCCAAGAUCGAACGAAUCAAACAAGAUGACAAAACAUUGGUGAAUGAAGCUCCUCCAGUACUUGCAUCCCUAGAUGACAUAUUAAGUUUGAACGUUCAUCAAGAUGUUAGCAACUGUCUUGACCAAAUACAGCGUGAAGUUCAGAAAGUGAAGUUCGUCGAGGGUGAAGUAGGUGGGGAGCACUACGUUAGAAUUGAUAGCUAUAUCGGUAAAUGGGAGCUUGUCAAGUCAAUCCACAUUCCAUCGAUUGUUAAUGACCCUCGGAUGCGUGGUUUGAUCAGUGAUGAUGAGAUAUGUGUCCGGGACGUAAGGAACGAGAAAAUGUAUGUUACAAAUAUCAGCACUGAACACACAGAGAAAGUCAUUGGAGGAGGAAGUAACGUGUAUAUUACAUCAUGCGCCCCCAUCGACAGCAACGUAAUAGUAUGUGGUAAGAGGGGACGAGCCUGCACGGGUGACAUGUUGGAUGGAUGCAUCACUCUCUAUGACAAACAAUGGAAGGUGAUUAGAGAAAUCAGCAUACCGUGGAAUGGCAGCUAUCCUAUUAGUGUGUAUGUUGAUAUUGACAGGGAUGGGAUGAUCCUCGCUGCAGAGGACGAUCAGUCUAAUAUCUACGUCAUCAACCCUGCUGAUGGUAAGAGAGUCAACACUAUUAUGAUGCAGGGCAAGGAGGUGUUGGAUGAGAUACAAGCCUUGUCAUCAGGUGAUAUCGUUGUGAAGACAAAUAAUAAUGAAUUCACUGUCAUCUCACGAUCAGGAGAAGAGAAGGCUGCCAGACACUCUGAUGAGUGGUAUCAUCCACGGUGUCGCGUUGACAAACUGGCAGACACACUCUACAUCACAUACCAGGAUAGAAAGCGUACUGUCUACGCAGUUGAUCAGGUGUCAUGUGAUGGUAUCAUCCAGGCAAGGAGGAUCGUGGAAUACGAGAAAUCAGACAGAUGCGUCAAAAUUAGCCCAUGCCUCGUAACUCCUUCUGGUAACCUUGUAGCUUGUAACGGAGACAACUUUUGUGUGUACAAGAAGAUAUUUAUUGUAUAA